CUCCCCGCCCCCACCAAAACCCACCGCAAGCCUCCGUGCGCUUUCGUCGAUGGCGACCUCGCAGCUGAUCUUUUAGCUCACUUCUUUGGGUUUCUUUCUUUCUCUUCUUGAGGGGGAUAGUGGUGGAGCGAAAAAAUGAAUUCUUUGACGGCAAAACCCUCCUUCGUACUUUUCUCUUACGCACCGUCCUCUUCAUCUUCGUCGUCGUCGUCGUCGUCUUCCUCCUCUUCUUCUUCCACUUCUUUUGCAUACGAGCCUCGUUUCGUCGCUCCGAUUAGCGUCGCUACUUGGAAGGAGCGAAAUGGCUGCCGCGGCGGUGCCAACCGAAGGAGGCCUUCCUCGAGAAUUGCCGCGUACGAUUCUUCCAAGAGCGAUGGCUCUAAUGCCGCCAACGGCGACUCUAAAGCGCCUAACGGCACUCUGUCAAAAAGCAGGAAAGAUCUUCUUCUGGAGUAUGUCAAGAAUGUGCAACCAGAAUUCAUGGAGCUGUUUGUCAAAAAGGCUCCGCAGCAGGUAGUUGAUGCUAUGAGACAAACCGUCACAAAUAUGAUUGGCACACUACCUCCCCAAUUUUUCACUGUGACAGUGACUACUGUUGCUGAAAAUCUUGCGCAGCUCAUGUACAGCGUUCUGAUGACUGGAUAUAUGUUUAGGAACGCACAGUACCGCCUAGAACUACAACAGAGCUUGGAUCAGGUUGUUCUCCAUGAAAAGCCGGAUAAAAAGGAUGCUCCAGAUUAUGCACCGGGUACACAAAAAAAGGUGUCAGGUGAAGUGAUCAGGUGGAAUGAUGUGUCUGGCCCCGAAAAAAUUGAUGCUGUGAAAUACAUCGAGUUACUUGAAGCAGAAAUUGAGGAAUUGAAUCAACAAAUAGGUAGAACAACCAUUGGACAAAAUGAAUUGUUGGAAUAUCUCAAAACUCUCGAACCACAGAAUCUGAAGGAGUUGACCAGUAGUGCGGGUGAGGAUGCUAUCCUUGCCAUGAACACCUUUAUAAAGCGCCUUCUUGCUGUCUCUGAUCCUGGUCAAAUGAAGACAACAGUGUCGGAGACUAGUGCACCCGAACUUGCCAAGCUUCUAUACUGGCUAAUGGUUGUGGGCUAUGGUAUACGGAAUAUCGAGGUUCGUUUUGAUAUGGAAAGAGUAUUAGGAACUUCUCCCAAGCUCGCAGAGUUGCCUCCUGGCGAGAACAUCUAAAGCUCAUCCAAACCACAAAUUGUAAGGUUUCCAAGGAGCUGGAAGUCAUAGUAUUUUCCCAGGCUGUCAUCUGAAGUUUUUGCUUUCUGGGCAGAGAGCUUUCUGUGCACCUAGAAACAGUCUCGAGCUUAAAGAUAACUUAUGUCAAUGCAUCUAACUGCUAAGCAGUGCAACAGGCGCAUUUGCAAGGCUAUAUUGGCAUGUUCAAUGAGAUUAUGAAAAUAAUGGAAUUCAUGAUUUUAUAUUGACUUUUCUUUAUCAAAUGAAACAUCCUCUGUUGCGUUAU
Messenger RNA from Eucalyptus grandis, 1483 nucleotides. RefSeq lists its product as hypothetical. The record is from RefSeq and is a predicted model, not a curated record. The transcript is spliced from 7 exons. Lineage: Eukaryota; Viridiplantae; Streptophyta; Magnoliopsida; Myrtales; Myrtaceae. Bases 136 to 1197 code for a protein of 353 amino acids.